Messenger RNA from Magnolia sinica, 1366 nucleotides. Its product is annotated as WD repeat-containing protein 55. Gene Ontology annotation, molecular function: protein binding. The record is from RefSeq and is a predicted model, not a curated record. The coding region runs from base 90 to 1142 and encodes 350 amino acids. NCBI's taxonomy places the organism in Eukaryota, Viridiplantae, Streptophyta, Magnoliopsida, Magnoliales, Magnoliaceae. The transcript is spliced from 15 exons.
UAGCCUGAGUAUCAUAACGCUUCUCCGAUCGCUGCUCUUAGUUCUUUCCAAAACCCUCUCUUCCUUCUUUCCAAAACCCUGUCUUUCUCAUGGAGAUAAAUCUCGGAAAGCUCCCCUUCGAUGUCGAUUUUCACCCUUCCACUUCUCUCGUGGCUGCAGGUCUCAUCACUGGCGAUCUUCACUUAUACCGCUACGCUGAAGAUUCUCAGCCGCAAAGGUUGCUCGAUGUUCAUGCUCAUGGCGAAUCUUGUAGAGCUGUUAGAUUCAUUGAUUCUGGCCGCGCAAUUUUGACGGCAUCUCCUGAUUGCUCAAUUCUUUCUACCGAUGUUGAAACUGGAACUUCCAUUGCUCGUUUGGAGGAUGCACACGGGGCUGCGGUGAAUCGCUUGAUUUGCUUGACAGAGAAGACUGUUUCAUCUGGAGAUGAUGAUGGAUGCAUAAAGGUAUGGGACACUCGUCAGCGUUCCUGCUGCAACUCUUUCAACGCCCAUGAAGAGUACAUCUCUGAUAUGACGUUUGUUUCUAAUUCUAUGCAAGUCUUGGGAACAAGUGGGGAUGGGACACUAUCUGUUUGCAAUCUCCGGAAAAAUAAGGUCCAAACUCGGUCUGAGUUUUCUGAAGAUGAGCUCCUGUCUAUCGUCACGAUGAAGAAUGGAAAAAAGGUUAUAUGUGGAACUCAGACUGGAGCUCUGUUGCUGUAUUCGUGGGGCUAUUUCAAGGAUUGCAGUGAUCGUUUUCUUGGGCACCCAAUGUCGGUUGACACGUUGCUGAAGCUUGAUGAAGAUACACUCAUUUCUGGAUCAGAGGAUGGAGUCAUUAGGUUGGUUGGCAUUUUACCAAACAGAAUAAUUCAGCCUGUCGCUGAGCAUUCAGAAUAUCCAAUUGAGCGCCUAGCUUUCUCACACGACAGGAAGCAUCUUGGCAGUAUUUCACAUGAUCAAAUGUUGAAGCUUUGGGAUUUGCAUGAGCUGUUGGAAGGUCGGCAAAAUGCUGUGAGGAAUGAGGUAGUCGCGGCUGAUAGUAAUGAUGAUGAGAUGGAUGUUGAUAUUAAGGCCCCAAAAUCUUCCAAAGGAUCCAAGAGAAAGAAGGGAAAGGGCCAAGGUUCUAGCAAGCCAGAUGCUGGUUUCUUUGCGGACUUAUAGUAAAUGGUUUCUGUAAUUUCACUGGACUAGAGUAAUUUGUGAGCUCAUUUUUCUUUAAGAGAGACGCGUAUUUUAUUUAUACUUUAUUUUCUUUAUGGUAGAUUUCAUUGCUCGGGGUUUGCAUGUAAGGAAUUAUUUGCAAUGGUUUAAUUGUUCUCCUUGCUUUUUGAAUGCCCUUUGUUAGGGGCCACAACCGAAAUGGACAUCUAGCACAGUUUUACAAA